ACAUACUAGUUCUACUGUGCGAGAACCUUCCUUCCCCUCUCAUCGUUCAUCUACGGACUACGGACCUUGAUAUGGAAAAGAAAGAAACAAGUUCGUCGGCUUAUCCAUGUUUCGAGAAAAUUCAGAAGAGAUUCAGUAGAGAAUAUGAAAACAGUUACACCUCAAACAAAAUUUAGGAUUUAAAACAAUUAACAUCUUCCAACGCAUCAAAAUUUAGAAUUAAAUAUUUAUAAAAUGGCCGGUAAUUUCUGGCAAAGUUCACAUCAUCAACAGUGGUUACUGGAUAAACAAGAUUUGAUCAGAGAACGUCAGCAUGAUUUAUCAAUAUUAUCAGAGGAAGAAUAUCAGAAAAUAUUCAUUUUCUUUUCUAACAUGAUACAAAUGUUAGGUGAACAAUUAAAGUCGAGGCAACAAGUGAUAGCUACCGCAACAGUUUAUUUUAAAAGAUUUUAUGCUCGCAACAGUUUAAAAUGUAUAGAUCCUUUAUUAUUAGCUCCUACAGCAGUGUUUUUAGCAUCAAAAGUAGAAGAAUUUGGUGUAAUUUCUAAUACUAGAUUGAUAACAACAAUGGGAACUAUAGUUAAGAACAAAUUUAAUUACGCAUACAUGCAAGAAUUUCCAUAUCGUAUAAAUCAUAUUUUAGAGUGUGAAUUUUAUCUCUUGGAACAGUUAGAUUGUUGUUUAAUAGUAUAUCAACCAUACCGUCCCUUAUUAACAUUAAUUCAGGAUGUGGGACCAGAUGAUCAAUUACUUACUCUCGCAUGGCGUAUAAUUAAUGACAGUUUAAGGACAGAUGUAUGUUUAUUGUAUCCACCUUAUCAAAUAGCAAUUGGUUGUCUGCAAAUAGCUUGCGUGAUAUUGCAAAAAGAUCUUAAAUCGUGGUUCGCAGAAUUAAAUGCGGAUCUGGAGAAGAUUCAAGAAAUAGCACGGUAUAUAAUUAAUUUAUAUGAAUUGUGGAAGAGAUACGAUGAAAAGAACGAGAUCCAGGGUUUGCUGGCUAAAAUGCCAAAACCAAAAGCAGCGCCACAACGUUGACAUCAAGUUCCCUGUUCGUCGAAUGUUUGGGAUUCAUGCUAGUACAGUGAAUACUUGAAUGUCUUUUCCAUAUAUAUACAUAUAUAUCGCUAUCAGAGACGCAUAGAAUUGACAACUAAUAUCAUUCUGCAUUUAUAUCUGCCGAAAACAAACUUUUUUUUAUCCCUACACAAAACUAUUUUUUAAACCAUGUGACAAAUAAUGCAUUACUUAAUAUUCUUAUAUUUUAUUCUCGAUGCUUGAUUUAACAUAUAUCGCUAAAAGUUAUGGAACAUUAUAUCUUAAUUAAUUACA
Messenger RNA from Nylanderia fulva, 1329 nucleotides. It is a transcript of the gene CycC, whose product is annotated as cyclin C. The record is from RefSeq and is a predicted model, not a curated record. Gene Ontology annotation, molecular function: cyclin-dependent protein serine/threonine kinase regulator activity. Gene Ontology annotation, biological process: regulation of transcription by RNA polymerase II. Lineage: Eukaryota; Metazoa; Arthropoda; Insecta; Hymenoptera; Formicidae.